CUUUCCAAGUAAUUGGGACAUGCGAGUGGUGGCAUCUCCUCAGUUAGCCAGAGCACCAGCUGACGCUAUUUCUGAUCCCUGGCACGAAAUGUCAACUCUCACCCCUUUAUAUUCAGUGGGUGUCCCAAAUACCACUGCAUCCGUUGCAGUCCAAGAAAAAUGCUGGCUGGCUCUGCUUACCCUUAUGGUUAUUGUGCCCACUAUUGGAGGCAAUAUCUUGGUAAUCCUGGCUAUUUCUCUGGAGAAGAAGUUACAGAAUGCCACCAAUUACUUCCUUAUGUCACUGGCUGUUGCGGAUCUUCUGGUUGGGAUAUUUGUGAUGCCCAUCGCCCUCCUCAAUAUUCUCUUCAAUCAAGUCUGGCAACUCCCACAGUGCCUCUGUGCCAUAUGGCUAUUUCUUGAUGUCCUGUUUUCCACAGCAUCCAUCAUGCACCUAUGUGCCAUAUCUCUGGAUCGCUAUAUUGCCAUAAAAAAGCCUAUACAAGCAAGCCAAUACAACUCCAGAGGAAAAACACUCAUCAAAAUUGCUGUGGUAUGGGUCAUAUCAGCAGGCAUUGCUGUUCCUAUCCCAAUAAAAGGUCUCCUAAACCCAAACAGCACCUUCAGCGCAAGCUACACCUGUGUAAUUCAAAUAGAGCCUUUCAAAUAUUUCAUUAUUUAUGGUUCCAUGGCUGCUUUUUUUGUCCCAUUUGGGAUCAUGGUGGUCAUUUAUUUCCUGACAAUCCACCUACUAAGGAAGAAAGCAUAUUUAAUCAAAAACAAGCCACCGCAGCGCCUCACAUGGUCCACAGUGUCUACGGUCUUCCAGAGAGACAUGACUCCUGGCUCUUCCCCAGAAAAGAUAGCCAUGCUAGAGGGAGCAAGGAAAGAUGGGACACUCAGUAUUACUGGGGAAGAACUACCCAUUCGCAGGCUAUCCAGUGUUGGUAAGAAGUCUAUGCAAACAAUCACCAAUGAACAGAGGGCUUCAAAAGUUCUAGGGAUAGUUUUUUUUCUCUUUGUCUUCAUGUGGUGUCCAUUUUUCUUAACCAAUGUGGCCUCAGUUCUGUGUGGGAAAGAUCAAUGUGAUGAAGAUGUCAUUAUGAUGCUGAUGGAUAUAUUCGUCUGGGUGGGGUACAUUUCCUCUGGUGUCAACCCACUGGUUUACACUCUUUUUAACAAGACAUUUCGAGAUGCAUUCCGCCGCUAUAUUAAAUGUAACUUCCAUGGCAUGCAGUCAGUAAAUCUCUUGAGGAACUGUUCUAGGCGCAUCUCAUUUCGGAAUUCUAUGGCUGAGAAUUCCAAGCUUAUCAUGAUACGCGGAAUGAGGAACAGCAUCAACCCAGGUAUGUAUCAGAGCCCUCUGAGGCUAUGCAACGCUCAACUUGAAUCAUCUGCUAUAUUAUUAGACACUUUGCUACUUACAGAGAAUGAAGCUGGGAAGACAGAGGAACAAGCAGCUAUGUGUGAGUUGGAUACAAACUGUUAA
Molecule: messenger RNA, 1468 nt
Organism: Xenopus laevis (African clawed frog)
Lineage: Eukaryota; Metazoa; Chordata; Amphibia; Anura; Pipidae
Gene: htr2b.S
Product: 5-hydroxytryptamine receptor 2B
Exons: 3
Coding region: 20-1468 (482 amino acids)
Source: RefSeq, a predicted model, not a curated record